AGCAAAUGUCUGCACAUGACAGUGUAAUUCCGGAGAGUCCGCGGGCCGUCCUGGAGGCGAGUCAGGAUGGCGAGUCGUCAAGACCAACAUUCAUGUCAGGCAAAGCAAACCGUAAGCAGACUUUGAAGACUCGGCUCGCUCACCACUUGCAUAGAAUAGAGCAGCACGGCGAAGACUCGGUCUCGUGCCCCUUGUGGUUUUUCAGACGGCCACCACAUGCAUGUCACUCGAGUGUUUGCUCCUUCAUGUUUAUCAUCAUGGCGUAUUCAUUAUUUCUUCAUGGUUCAGCCGUGCGCGAAAUAGCUAUCAGCUAUGGACCAGCAGAUGCCUGGAAGGAAAUAGUGGUCGAUGAAAACCUGGCCGGCAUGUCGCUGAUCUCGUACGAGCUGCCGAUAUUUUUGGCCAAUAGUCGCCACUACUUGGAUAGCCGGCCUCCGGGGUUCAACGGGAUCAUCCAGCAGUACGGCUGCACCGGCGUCACGAAGGUCACGGACGCGCUGAGCCGCCGCAGCUCGGACGUCGCCUUCGGCCAGCUGCUGGAGGACUUGGAAGACUUCCAUCCCUGCGGGUUAGUGUCUAUGUCCAUUUUCACUGACCAAUUUAGGCUGACGCACACCGAAGGUGGCAUAGUCGAGGUUGAUGAGACAGACCUAGCUUUGCCUUCGGACUCGGACUUGUACGAGCCCUGGAUCGUGCCAGUCCUUGAGACCAAUGGCAACAGCACAGUCGAGAAGUUUCAGGUGGAAGGUGUUCGAAGCUGGAUACCAGAUCGAACCUUCUUGGAGCACCUGAAGGUUUGGUACAGAACGCCAGUCGCGCCCUACGUGCGGCAUUUGUGGGCGAGAAUCCCUGGUGGGCUUGUUGCCGGUCGAUAUAACCUCACCUUCCCGGUGAACAGUCCCAUCUGGACGGAGAUGUGGGGUUUGGAGGCCAAGCGGGUCAUCUUCUCCCAGAAGUCCCUCAGCCACAUGGGCAGUCCUGGGGCGUCCUUCACCUUGGCGGCGCUCUGCUGCAUCGUGGCCUUUGUGGAGUUUGUGGUUGCGCUAGCUCUGCUCGUCGGUGGCAAGGCUUCAGGUCAGAGGCGGGCUGCCAUCCACCCGGACUGAGAUAGCUGGGACAGCCGAAAGCCCUCGCAGUGCGGACAUUUUACAUCAGACAGGCAGUGGGCCACAAACUGUGAACCUUUUUGCCGCUGUUCUGUUUCAAGUCUCACAAAUCAACGAGUUAGAGUUAGGCACUCCCAAAUUGGGAAGCCUUAGCUACUCCACUGCAAAACCGAUCAA
Effrenium voratum is the source of this 1283-nucleotide messenger RNA. NCBI's taxonomy places the organism in Eukaryota, Dinophyceae, Suessiales, Symbiodiniaceae. The record is from the annotation of a GenBank genome assembly.